GCGAGUGAAAAUCGAGUCCACAUCUGUCAAAUUUGGGAGUGUUUUUACUUGCGUUCCCGUGAAGUUCAGUUUUUUUGGGAGGAAAACCGCUCAUUUCCUGCCGUUUUCUAGAUUUGUGUUAACCCGGAUGUUCCCUUGAUUGUGUUUUGACCAAUUCUCGCAACGAUCGACCGCUCUGUGUGCAGUUUUUACGGAUGUGUGUUUAGCUAGCGAUUUUAUCGAAAGAGGGCGAGUGUGCGAAGUGGGGGAGCUAGAGGAACACCUACAAAAAAUCCGCAAGAGGAUCCGUUUUUACGACGAUUUCAUCAACGGGGACAAAUGCCACAGCCGGACCGGGACAGUGAAGGCAACAACAAAAUGACGAUGAAUGACGACGGGAAUGGUACGGGUAACUCUGCUGUAACAAACUCGGCCAACAACAAUUCACUUUCGACAAAUGCAACAACAAAUGGAACUAACGGAGGAGGAGAAGGAGGAACAGCAGCAGCAGCAGUCAUUGGAGCUGGCGUUAACAACAAUGGCAGUAUACUGAACAAUCUGGAUAGAAGGCCGGCGAACAACAACGGUAGCAAUGGAACAAGCGCCAGUCCCCGGUUCAUCAUUCCGAAAUCGAACGAGAUCGAAACGCUCCCCCAACUGAAGGACGCUCCGCCGAGUGAAAGAGAAGAGCUGUUCGUUCAAAAGCUCCGCCAGUGUUGUGUAUUGUUUGAUUUUUCCGAACCACUGAACGACCUGAAGAACAAGGAAAUUAAACGUUGCGCUCUGCAGGAAAUGGUCGAGUACCUUAGCACCCAACAGCAGGUGAUUACGGAACCAAUCUAUCCGGAAGUCGUUCAAAUGGUUGCGGUAAACCUAUUCCGGACCUUGCCGCCUUCGUCCAAUCCGAACGGUGCUGAAUUCGACCCGGAAGAGGAUGAACCUACGCUAGAAGCUAGCUGGCCCCAUCUCCAGUUUGUGUAUGAACUUUUUUCGAGGUUUCUUGAAUCGACAGACUGCCAGGCGAGCGUGGCCAAACGGUUCAUUGAUCAUAGUUUUACUCUGAAUCUACUGGAUUUGUUCGAUUCCGAGGAUCCACGGGAACGCGAUUUUCUAAAAACUGUCUUGCACCGGGUGUACGCAAAAUUUCUCGGUCUGCGAGCUUUCAUUAGGAAACAAAUUAACAACAUAUUUUACAAGUUUAUCUACGAAACGGAACACCACAACGGAAUUGCUGAGCUGUUGGAAAUUUUGGGCAGUAUUAUAAACGGUUUCGCUUUGCCACUGAAGGAGGAGCACAAGCAUUGUUUGCUCAAAGUACUGCUGCCGUUACAUAAGGUUAAGAGCUUGUCGGUGUACCAUCCCCAGCUGGCGUACUGUGUGGUCCAGUUUCUGGAGAAGGAUCCUAGUUUGACUCAACCGGUCAUUAAAUGUUUGCUGAAAUUCUGGCCCAAGACGCAUAGUCCAAAGGAGGUGAUGUUUUUGAACGAGCUGGAAGAGAUUUUGGAUGUUAUCGAGCCGGCAGAGUUCCAGAAAGUGAUGGAGCCUCUGUUCCGUCAGAUAGCCAAGUGUGUUUCGAGUCCACAUUUUCAAGUUGCUGAAAGGGCUUUGUACUACUGGAACAAUGAGUAUAUUAUGUCGCUGAUUUCGGAAAACUCCAAGGUAAUACUCCCGAUCAUGUUUCCGGCUCUGAACAGCAAUUCAAAAACACAUUGGAACAAGACCAUCCACGGGCUGAUUUACAAUGCAAUCAAACUUUUCAUGGAAAUGAAUCAGAAGCUGUUUGACGAAUGUCACCGGAAAUUCAAGGCCGACGAGCAGAACGAGAUGGAAAAACUGAAUCGACGGGAAGAGCUUUGGAGGCAGGUGGAAGAUCUUGCUCGGCAACAUCCUGUCUAUCCGCAGUUUGCUCUCACGGAUGAUGAUGAUGGCACAGUUGCUUCCGGUGGCGAGCUGGCUCUCGCUGGUUCGACGAGCUCAAUGGACAAGGACAAGGAUUCGAUUGUAGGUAGAUCGUACAAUAGCAACAACAGCACUAGAUCACCGGUGGUCCAGCAGAAAACCUAAGACCGUUCCGACUUUUGCUACAUCUUUACAUUUUUUCUGUUUUAGCAAGUACCUUUUUUAAUCAUGAGAGCAAACAGAAAGUUUGCAGACGAAGAAUUCUUUGAGAGCGUUGCGUAUAUAUGUUUUUAACACUGAAGAAAAGAUUACUAAUGUAGGUAAAAAUAAAGAAAACAAGAGUAUGAUCAAUUUAGAAACUAUAUUUAAAAACAAACACGCUAAGCACACGCGCGUAGCCUAUGAUAUAUAUAUAUAUAUAUAUCCGAGAAAUGUGCAGUAUGAUAAGAAGAUAGGAACUAUACUGAUCUAAUUGGUCUACCUAUUUGAUGCUUACACACUGCUGCACGGAGGUACGCAAACAUACAAACACUAAAUACGUAUAAGGGUAGCAUCAAAAACUCUAUUCUUCGAUUAGGUUUGCUGGGACAAAAUAAAGUCGGACAUCUUUUCUUCCGUUUCCUUUAUAUAUAUAUAUAUAGUUUAAUGACAAGACUAUGUUGUAGCAUAUAGGUUCUUUUUAAUAAUGACGAUGAAACGAACACUAAUCUACUAUUAAUUAUUACCACUCCUACUUAUACUCUACUCUUUUAAGACGAAACACUCUACCUGUACUGUUUUUCUGUUUAACGAAAUAGAUUGAAAAGAGCAAUUUCUAGAAAAUAUAGGACAAAACAAGAACACAAAAAUGCAUGCUAGAGGAUCCCGUCCUUAGCGGGUUUCGGGUACACAAACAAAAGAAGAAGAAAACACAAAAACGAAAAUUCUCAAAUUCAAUACAGUAUAGAAUCAAGAAGAAGUCCAUUGUUGACAGAGCCCUACCCCGUUUGACAAAAAUGUGGAAAACCGCUACUUAUACCGUUAAAUAGUUAUAUUGUACCUCCUGGUUGUACUACGACAGAAUAAGGAAGAACAGCUCAUGAUAAAAAGAAGGGAAAAUAAUCAUUUAAUUCUUUUGAACAUGGGCUGUUCCUUUUUAGAGUUUAUGCCAACAGCGGGGUAGAGCCGUUGACAGGCUGGUACUAUAGUCGCUAUAUUAAUAGUCUGGCGGAUAGAAUCUCGGGAACCAAUUGAGCUGUCAAAUAGCGGAACCAAUCGAGCAAAUCACGACCAACAACAGAAAAGGGCACAUCAGCUAUUGCGAACAAAACUUCGGCAACCCUUUUCUCGUGACUCAAGGCUCGCCUACGCAAACUAACACCAUCUUUGCUUUGGCGAAAGUUUCCCCUAUCCGAUGAUGCCGGUAAUUUGCGUUCGAUUGGCGAGGAAAGAAUCAUCUACGUUUUGUUUAUAAAACUUCAUAGUACCUUUUCAAUUGUUGGUCUAAAAUAUAUUGAAUUGGAUCCGCUUUAUGAUAGAUCGAAAUUCUAUCCGCAAGACUGUGAAUAUAGCGACUAUAGCUGGUACUGCCGGUAAUAAUUUCGCAUUGCAACAAAGCAAUUUCGGUUCGUUGGAUUCAUUCGUUGCGGUAUCACCCGGGGACCAAGAGAUACCGUUUCCGAGGUGGAUCACAACGGGAUGGAACGUUUUCGUCUACUACAGUAAAUUAUAUCUCGUUAUAUAUUAUUUCUAACUGUGAGAGAGAAAA
Ochlerotatus camptorhynchus is the source of this 3625-nucleotide messenger RNA. Its product is annotated as serine/threonine-protein phosphatase 2A 56 kDa regulatory subunit gamma isoform-like. Gene Ontology annotation, cellular component: cytosol; protein phosphatase type 2A complex; nucleus. Gene Ontology annotation, biological process: signal transduction; protein dephosphorylation. The transcript is spliced from 2 exons. Bases 319 to 2043 code for a protein of 574 amino acids. Gene Ontology annotation, molecular function: protein phosphatase activator activity. The record is from RefSeq and is a predicted model, not a curated record. NCBI's taxonomy places the organism in Eukaryota, Metazoa, Arthropoda, Insecta, Diptera, Culicidae.